CCAACACCAUUUUUUCUACAGAGCAUUUUUCCCAAAAGAAGAAAGUCGACUAGGGUUUCUAUUUUUCUUCACUCACUCUAAGGUUCCUCCCAUUCUCCGCUCAAUUUUCUCGGGAAAAUUCUAUGAUCGGAAACUCUGAGAAAAGGCUCAUUAUUCACUACAGAUUUUUGAAAAUCCCAUUUGAAACUUUGACCCCUCUUUGUAAUUUCGAGUUUGUUGGAGCUGUAUUGGAAAAGUCCUGAUUGUAAUGGGAAAGCACAUGAAAGGUUCGAGCUUGUUUGGGAAAUUUAUCGAGAACCCUAGGUAGUGAGCGAUCUACGAUGGAUUCGAUGCCUGUGGUGUUCGACAUAAGCUCGGAUGAAGAGUGUUGGGGAGAGAGAAGAGGAGGCGGAGAAGAUGGUGGUGUUGUUGGUGGUGGUGGUGACGAUGUUAGUUGGAUAUCGGAGCUUCUUGAGAAAUUUGACAGAGAAGAAGACAAUUCUGAUGAUGUGGUGGUAGUGGGUGAGGUUGUGCUAAACCCGAGGACUAGGUCGAAGUCGUCGGAUGAUGACUGUGUGGUCUUAGAUGGCAACCCAGAUAAGCCUGAUGUGAUUGAGAACAAUGUCGAUGAUGACUCCGAUGAUUUGCAAAUUGUUGGCCAGAAAGGGCAGAUUGCUUGUAGAGAUUACCCUCAUCCACGUCAUCUCUGUGCUAAGUUUCCAUUCACUUCCACUCCACAUGAGAGGCAAUGUCACCAGUGCCACUGUUAUGUUUGUGACUCACUUGCUCCUUGUGUCUAUUGGGGCAACGGCACUUCGAGUAACGACCAUUGUCAUGCCACUGAUAAAGUUGAGUCCUGGAAACUUCUAAGGUGUAUUUUCAAGGAUGGGGAGAAAGCUCCCCUACCAAUGGGACUACCACAAACAACCCAAGUUCCACCACUGGCACUGAUGCAACCUGACUCUCUGGCCCAAAAUCAGGACUUCAGCCCAACCACAAUUCCUUCUUGUUCUACAUCAGCUGAUUUUGGUAUCCCAAACCAACAGUCUCUAUAUGGUUUGUCCAGAAGCAAAUUCCACUCACAUUUGGUCUCUCAGAAGUUACCGAGUACGCGUAACAAUAUCAUUCGAAGGGACAGAAGGCACAAUCUUGGUAAUUUAGGGCCUCAAGUUAUCAAUUCUCAUGCAAAUUUCAAAAGGACAGGAUCAGGAUCAGGAUCCGCUGGGGAUGCUUUGACGACUAAUCGAUCUGGGUACCACUUAUCUAACAACAAUCAUGUAGCUCAAAACUCCAGAAAUCCCUCUCCUAUGGCAGCUUCAUAUGAUGAAAAUCCAACUAGGUGGCAAGAUUUUCCCAACAGAAUGACUUCAGACUCAAAUGUCUAUCAGGCCCCCUCCUUGCAAAACACUGGCAGAGUCUUAAUGAAUUCAGUGCCUUCUCAACCCCAAGUGUCGUCCCCGCCAAACAUUGGAAGCAGCUUUGUCAAUUCAGUGUCUUCUCUGCAAGCCACUUCCCAGCCAAACAUGGGCAGCAAUUUUGUAAAUUCAGUCCCUCCUCAACAGCCAGUAUCUCCCCAGCCAAACAUGGGCAGCAAUUUUGUAAAUUCAGUCCCUCAACCGCUAGUAUCUCCCCAGCCAAACAUGGGCAGCAAUUUUGUAAAUUCAGUCCCUCAACUGCUAUUAUCUCCCCAGCCAAACAUGGGCAGCAAUUUUAUAAAUUCAGUCCCUCAACCGCUAGUGUCUCCCCAGCCAAACAUGGGCUGCAGCUUUGUACAUCCGGUGCCUUCUCAAGCCCAAGUAUAUAGCCAAGUCGGCUUCCAACAAGGAAAUGGCGCUCAAAUUGCUCUGGAUUCAACUUUUUCAGAUGUCAACACAAGCUGGGUUGGCUCUACUGGGCAGAGCAACCAACUAUCUUUGGCAGAUAAUUCCGAAAUUCAAAGUGUAAGGCCGACUUAUCAUCCUCCACUCGUCACAGAGUUUGAUCCUCAGAUUCCCAUAAGCACCAAUCCAAGCUCACCGGACUUCCAAUUUGAAAACUGGGUUCUGGAGAAUCAGCCUGUUUCUGGGGAUCUAGAAAAUUCUGUUCCUUCUGGAUUGAAUGUAUACUCUCCAGAACAUAUCCCUCUAGAUGCAGGUUUUUUAUUUGAUUUAUGAAACUCUUGGAAAUGUCUUAACACGUGUGAAGCUAGCCACUCCGCGCUUUGUUUGGCAAAGAAUGGAAAUGACAAUAUUCUUUGGAUGAGAGGAUUAGUAAUUUGGUUUGUACCAUUAUCAGAGGAACAGUCUUAUAUUUUUUUAAUAUUAUGAGGUGCACAUAUAGCCCUUGUUUGAAGGCUGCUUUACAAAUGUACAGCACCGGCAUCUUUCAUGGAA
Molecule: messenger RNA, 2351 nt
Organism: Camellia sinensis
Lineage: Eukaryota; Viridiplantae; Streptophyta; Magnoliopsida; Ericales; Theaceae
Gene: RIN13
Product: RPM1 interacting protein 13
Source: RefSeq, a predicted model, not a curated record